This is a messenger RNA of Coccinella septempunctata (seven-spotted ladybird), 792 nucleotides long. RefSeq names its product N-alpha-acetyltransferase 80. Gene Ontology annotation, molecular function: N-acetyltransferase activity; acetyl-CoA binding. The transcript is spliced from 2 exons. The record is from RefSeq and is a predicted model, not a curated record. Bases 214 to 735 code for a protein of 173 amino acids. Gene Ontology annotation, cellular component: cytoplasm. NCBI's taxonomy places the organism in Eukaryota, Metazoa, Arthropoda, Insecta, Coleoptera, Coccinellidae. Gene Ontology annotation, biological process: protein acetylation.
AGACUUCCUAAUCCACUUAAUACAUUUUUCUGUUAUUUUCAGUAACCUACUCGGAUUUUAAACCUGCUUUCAAUUCAAACAUUUUUCUUAUGAUAUAUUAUCCUUUAUUAUAGUAGGUUUAGUGUAUGCUGCUAAAAAUAUUUUUCUGAUAUCUGAGCUAUUUACAGUAGAUAGCUCUGUUUGAGAUUUGUUGUUGCCUUCUGAGAAGAACUGAUGUCACUCUCCAUAGACCUCCUUCAUCGAAGACCGGAUCUCCUAAAAGAAUGUUGCGAUUUACUGAAUGAGGAAUGGAAACGUAGUGAGACAGCACGAAUGAGAAGUUUUCAAAACUCUUGUGAUUCCCUUCCAACUAAUAUAAUACUUUUAGAGGAUAAUCAUUUAAUAGGGCACUUGAAACUAUCUGUUAUCCCUUCCAUUCCAGAGUCUUGUUUUGUAGAAGGUGUAGUUAUUCAAAAACACUUAAGAGGAAAAGGAUAUGGGACGAAAAUAAUGAAUAUGGCUGAAGAGUAUUGCAAAAAAUAUUUGAAUUUGAAAGAAAUAUACUUGUCAACCAAAGAUCAAGAAAGGUUUUAUAAAAAAUUAGGUUAUAAAGAAUGCUCACCCAUUUCUAUUUAUGGGGGUUAUCCUUCAAAUUUAUUCAAAGAUUUAAGUCCACCUUUGAAUAACAACCUAAACACAAUGAAAAACUGCCCUGUUCCGCCUGGUGGAAAAAUUUAUAUGAUGAAAACCCUAUAAGUUGUCCUAUAUAUGUAUUCUUACAUCUUGAAUAAAUUAAAAGUAUAUUGUAUUUUG